AUGUGUCACAAGGGAGUGGGACACAGCUUUACUGUAAAGUGAUCACAACGUGACCACAAAUAGUAAAAAAAAAAAGAGACAACAAACAUUUACAAAAUGACCAAACGGAGACACAAAGUAAAUGAACACAAAAUGACCUCAAAUAUAUACAAAGUGACUACAAAAGGACACAAAAUGACCAAAAAGAUACACCAAGUGACUACUGCUUCUAUGUGGGUGGGCAUUCAACAUGCCUGUGCCCGGGGGCCUAUCGUCUCACAAUUUGCCCCUGGCUGAGGCUGUAAAAAAGAGUGAACUGUUAAUAAGUCUAGUAUCAGGAAGAUAGGGAGAAUGAAGCCUCUGAAAAAAAAGAUAAUGAAAUGGAAAUGGCUGGAUAUUGAAUAGCUUAGUUUUCAGCUCCUCUUUGAAACAUUCAGGUGUCUCACACACUGCAGAACGGGCUAACGGGCUGAGAGUUUCCUCGGGGGUCAUCUCAUAAAUCACAGAGAAGGUCGAGCCCCGUGGGCUGACAGCAGAGAGCAUCGGGGGUCAAACACACUUGGGGGACACACACCUCUGAGCUGGGAACAAAUAGAGCAGAGCUGCUCCUAGUCUCUGCACUUCAGACACCACGCUCAUGUCCUAGUUUUUACUUUUUUUGUGUCACCUCAAGUUUCUUGUUGUAAGGGGGUGGCCUUGUUAUUUCACUGCUCUCAAAUUCAUCUUCAUGCAGAGGAAACUUUGUGUUCUAGCUGCCCUAUAAACAGAGGGGUUGGGGACAGUGCUCUGUUUUUUGGGUUAGGGCUAUCUAUAACAAAAGUAAAGAAUAUAUCUUGUCAAAAAGAAAUUCAAGGUUCUAUACUUGACAAGAAAAUCCAAUGAACUUAAUUUUACUGCAAAGAAUGUGGCCAAAACUGCCAGGACAUGCCACAAACCCAAAGUAAAGUGUCUGAAAGUAUUAAAGUCUUAUUUGUCUUAUUUAAGCAUACGGAAAAGUUUGAAGGGAGUUGUCUAAAAGUUAACAAGCAGUAUUUACUUAAAACACUUUCCCUAUCUUAUUUGUGAAAUUUUCCAAAAACAACACUUUGUGCAAAGAAAAACUGAAUUCAACUAAAUCUCUGGAGAAUUUAGCAACAUUUUCUCCCAACAGCAGGUACCUAAACUUUGAACAAAAGAGAGAUUUAUUUCACUUUAGCGAACAUAUGGUGUACCAGGAAAAUUUAAAAAUUGUAAAUAUUAUUGCUGCUGGCGUACACUAGAGCUCCUGCUCCAACACCUCACACAUUGGUGUUUGACCCUCCUCAGCUGCCCCUCUCCGUCUCCUACUUUAGCUCGAGAUUUAGCUUUUUCACUCUUUCAGUCUCCCUUGUUUCCUCAAAGGCAGAAAUAACUUUCCGACUGUAGUCACAUUGAUUGUACAUCUGUUUUCACUAUUCAAUAACAGAAAAAACAGCUAUUUACAGUCACACCACUCACUGAGUCAUAUGGUCCCCCUCUUAUCUGUCUAAAUCCUUCAAUAACCCUCCAUUUCAUUUUGAAUUUCAUUAUCCCAAUUGCGACAGUCACAGUGGAAUUAUCAUAGAGCCAAAUGUAACACAUAUAAAUGCAAUUGAGUGAUACAAAUAUACGUUUUUAAUGAUAAACAAAUAAUAGUAUAUGCGCAAUAGAGAGUUUAUAUUCCCAGAGCUCUCAUAAAUAUAAUAUGUUAAAGCAACCACUAAAAGUAAUUGUACAGAUUUGUUUUGAAAUUAACAGAGAUCAAUACGUACAUCAGUUAUAUCGAUUAAAAACACCUUAAUUUUAACAGUAUCCCUUAUAAGUUUCAUCCUGAAUACAUUUUUCACGGAACAAUUUAGUAAAAAACACUCUAACAUUUAUUUUAUUGCUUGUUUUAUGUGCUUAAUACAAUUGGGACUACAUUUCCCACAAUUCCACUUGGUAUUUGCUCCUCGCUGUUGGUUGGCCCCAGUUGAUGACGCUAAAAACAUGCGCAUGUAACCUUGUGCUAGUGUGUAGUUUUGUUGUAAAACCAGCUAUUGAAACGGCGUUAAAACACAUUUGAAUGUUAUAUUUAGCAUUCAUAGAUAUUCGUUAGUCAUGAACAAAUAUAUUUUACCAGUUUCUGUCUUUGGGACAGUGUUUGGAGUUGCUGUUUUACUCAAGGAACAUAUGACUGGAGGCCGGUGUACUAGUAAAGCUACCUUAACUGGGAAGACUGUGGUGAUAACGGGAGCCAACACCGGCAUCGGGAAAGAAACCGCCCGGGACCUGGCAAAGAGAGGGGGUCGGAUCAUUAUGGGAUGUCGAGACAUGGAAAAGUGCGAGACAGCUGCCAAGGAAAUACGAGGGAAUACCCUGAAUCCUCACGUUUAUGCUUGCCAACUCGACCUGGCCUCAAUGAAAUCCAUAAGAGAGUUUGCUGAGAAAAUCAAACAAAAGGAGCAGCGUGUGGACGUUCUGAUAAACAAUGCAGGGGUCAUGAGAUGUCCAGAAGGGAAGACAGAAGAUGGAUUCGACAUGCAGUUUGGAGUUAACCACCUAGGCCACUUCUUGUUGACAAAUCUUCUGCUGGAUAAGUUGAAAGAAUCCGCCCCCAGCAGAGUGAUCAACCUGGCCUCCCUCGCCCACAUCGUUGGAAAGAUGGACUUCGAGGACUUGCACUGGGAGAGAAAGAAGUUUGAUACCAAGCAGGCGUACUGUCAGAGCAAGCUUGCCAAUGUUCUGUUCACCAGAGAGCUCGCCAAGCGAUUACAAGGCACAGGAGUCACGGUGAAUGCUGUGCACCCGGGCGUUGUUGCCACGGAGCUCGGGAGGCACACCAAUCUGCACCAAUCACAGUUCUCCACCACUGUGCUCAGUCCUUUUUUCACGCUGUUAGUGAAGAGCCCAGAGCUCGGGGCCCAGCCCAGCAUCUACCUGUCCGUGUCCGAGGAGGUGGAGGGGGUGACGGGGGCGUACUACGAUGUGAUGACAGAAAAGGAGCCGUGGCCUCAGGCUCUGGACGAGGACGUGGCUCUCAGGCUGUGGGAGGUCAGCAGCAGGCUGGUGGGUCUGGAGGAGGAAGGACAACUGAAGCCCCCGACAGAGGUCCAGAGCAGAGCUGCCCAGCCGGCCCUCACACAGCCGAGCGGACAGAGCGCAGAUGUGGGAGCUGAGGGGCUGUAGCUGGCCUCUGGACCUGCAGGGGAUAAUGGACCUUUUAUGGCUUGAGCUGAAACAACUCUCUGUCUGAGUCUGAGUGUCUGCUUGUCUCUGUAAAUGUAUUGUUUUGUACAAGCCUUCAUGUUCCUGCAUCAGGAUAUUUUCUUUAACACAUGGCAGCCUUUAAAAGUGGACUCUGACUUCUUUUCUUUCUUUUUAAAUCAAUCAAUCAGAAUCAAAAUACUUUAUUUAUCCUGGGGGACAUUGGGUUUUGUGACAGUUGAUUUAUUUUUUAAAUAAAAUAAAUAAAGUUAAAGUAAAAAGGUCCAAAACAAGAUCAAAUAAAGUCAGCACAUUGAUAUGAACAUAAGAAGUUUAUGUAAAAAUGUGCACAGUGUACUCCAAUAAAGUGACACUAUGUAA
Molecule: messenger RNA, 3543 nt
Organism: Notothenia coriiceps (black rockcod)
Lineage: Eukaryota; Metazoa; Chordata; Actinopteri; Perciformes; Nototheniidae
Product: retinol dehydrogenase 13
Exons: 7
Coding region: 2077-3144 (355 amino acids)
Source: RefSeq, a predicted model, not a curated record